AACGCGGCAAAUUGUAUUGAAAUUAGAAGGCAGGGGCCGAAGCGCUCGGUAUUGAAGACGAGAUAACUUCUGCCAUGGCUUGGCAAUUUUACUGCCCCAGACACUAUGGGUUAACCAUGAACGCAGUUAAUGAUUUUGUGCAACAACUUUCGUUUGUGGAUGUGAAACUUGUAUGCAAGAACAAAAAGACUGUGUAUUCCCACAAGUUAAUACUGGCUUCAGCUAGCCCAUUUCUAAAGGCUGUUAUUGAAGAAAUGAACAAUUCCGAUGAUAUGGCUACCUUGUUUUUACCUGAUUUCGAUUAUAAUAUUGUUUCUCUGUUGCUGACGUUCCUCUGCGAAGGUAUUAUGAAACUUACAUGGGAAGAACUAGGAGAAUUCCGGGAGCUUUGUAAUGGGCUAGGUAUGAAUUUCCCUGGUGCCGACGUGGUAAAGGUAUUAAAUGAGUCUCAUUACUCGCAAACGUCGCAAGCAACUGACAUCGAAGCAAACCCAAUCGCAAAUACAGAACGGGGAAUACGUACUUCGUCUUCGCUCGUGUCUUCCAGAGAAGCUUUCCAUACACCAGCAAAGAUACCUGAUACAAGCAGUGCCUUUGCAUCCAUAGUACCAAAGAUAGAAGACUGUGAAGACUGUCAAAAUAUUCAACUGACGCAGCCUGUACCUAGUAAUGAUUGUCAAAACGCAGUGCAGAAUCUGGAUGUUAGGAAUAUACAGCAUAGUCUUACUGACAGUGAUUAUUCUCAAACAGAGGAACAUACACAGAUGAGUUUGGAGACUAGUGAAAGUGUUAUGUAUUCUAAUGCCACAAGUAGUGGUGGCUCUUGGAGAAAAGUGAUGUGCUCACACAGUGAUACUCAUACAGAUUUAAAUGUGUGCCAUGCUAAAAGUUCAGUGCGAAAAUCAUCACAAAGUAAUGAAACAUCUCGCAUGCAUUCCUUGCCUUCAGUGCCAAUGUCUGUUGAACAAGAUAAUUUUCAUAGCAGCAACUCUCACUUUACUCAUCAAAAAUCAAGUACUCGCCAAAUUGUGAAACAGUCAAAAGCCACAGAACAAAGUGCAUAUCACCAAAUAAAGAAACAGUCAAAAGCAAAAACGAAAAAACUCCAUAGUGAGGCAGGUGUACAAAAGACGCAUUUAACACAGAUUUUGAAUUCAUCUUCUGUUCACAAGAAGCUGCCAGAACUACCAGGUGCCACUUCUCAUAACAUAAAACUAUCACCACAUGUGAAAAGUAGCAGUAGACCGAGUAACUCAAAAGGCCAUAGUAAAACACAAUCAGUUCAAAAAUCUGUACGCUUGAAGAAGAGAAAAAAUAGUGAGGGAACUGGGAGCCGGCGGCACCUCUCUCACCAGCCCAGCCAGCGCCUUGGUCAGCAGAGGGCGGCAGCCACCGACCGGCCAGCACACUUCGACGCCCACGCAUCACCUUCCAGCCGCCGACACAAGAGCAGCUAACCAGAAACGCAGUAUCACUGCGCUGCCCACUACUCGAGUCGUCGCCGUCGCUUUCGGCGCCAGUUACAUCGCAGUCUACAACCGUGGAAUCCUCACCACCAUUACGUUGAGAAAUCGUGGCUGCGACCUGCAGCUCGCCGGAUGGGACUUCACUUCAGUGCACUGGGUGACUCCCAGGACAGCAUAUUUUGUUUAUUGUACCAAUGUCCGUCAAAACUGGACUGUAUCUAACUUAGAGUGCUUAGAGUGUGGCCGCUUGCCGGAGUUAGAAUUUUUCCGGUUGUUUAUCUAGUCGGAUAUUAACUUUUCGCUGUCGACUUAUGAUAUCUUCUUACUGUGCCCGUUCUGAGGCCGCCUAGCCGAGUCAUACUG
Schistocerca serialis cubense is the source of this 1829-nucleotide messenger RNA. Its product is annotated as transcription factor Ken-like. Bases 75 to 1457 code for a protein of 460 amino acids. NCBI's taxonomy places the organism in Eukaryota, Metazoa, Arthropoda, Insecta, Orthoptera, Acrididae. The record is from RefSeq and is a predicted model, not a curated record. The transcript is spliced from 3 exons. Gene Ontology annotation, molecular function: protein binding.